CGACUGGACAGCAUUGGUCCAAGUUUGGAGUGUCUGCAAACAACUUCAAGGGGCAUAAAAGAAAAAGGAAAGUACCUUGCUUAAGAACAUUCUCUCUUCACUGGACUUCUCUCAACAGAAUAAGCCAAAACAAACAUUCACAUCAACCAUGAGAGGCGCCUCUUUUUCCCAGAAGACUUUGUCAGUCAGUGGCUCCAGCAGGAUGCGAGUUCAGAGCCCAUCUCCCUCACGCUGUGGAGGGGCAGGCUUCCGCUCCACCUCUACCGACUCCCGCAGAGGGGCCUCUUACAGUGCUACCUCUCGGGGCCGCUCAGGCUUCCAGGGCUCCGCAGUUGAAGUUGGUACAGAAAUCCACCGGGCCAACGAGAAAGAGGAGAUGCAGGAGCUGAAUGUCCGAUUCGCCAGCUACAUCGAGAAGGUACAGUACCUACAGCAAAGGAACACUGCCCUACAGACGGAGCUGGCAGACCUGCAGGCCCGGUUCAAGGGGGGCCCGACUGCCAUUGGAGAAGAGUAUGAGCUGCAGUUUAAGGAAAUGAAGGACCUAAUAGAGUUGCUGACAAAAGAGAAGGGAGCAGCCGACAUUGAGAGGGGGUAUAUCGAGGAGGAGAUUGAGGUAUGGACACUGAAGUGUGAAGAGGAGCUGGAACUCAAGGAGGAGGCAGAGAGGAUCCUACGAGAGUUCCGCCAGGAUGUGGACAAUGGCACCUUACAGAAAGCUGAGCUGGAGAAGCGGGUUGAGCAGUUGGUGGCAGAGAUUGAGUUCCUGAAGAAACUGCACGAUGAGGAGGUAGCUGACCUCCUGAAGCAGAUUGAAGACUCCAAGAUAACCAUCAAGCUGGAUUCAAGCCGACCAGACCUGGCAGCCUACUUACGCAGGGUCCGAGCCGAGAUCGAGCAGGUCGCCGCCAAGAAUGUCCAGGAGGCCGAGCAGUGGUACAAGAGCAAGUUUGACACCCUGAAGGAGCAUGCUUCCAAGCAUGAGGAGCAAAUGAAGUCCAUUAAAGAAGAAAUCACCAUCUUCCAGUCCCAAGCCACAGACCUGCAAAAUGAAAUCGACAGACUGAGAGGUCGCAACAGUGUCCUACAUCAGCAACUAGAGGAUAUGGAAGCAAAUCAUCUGGAUAGGGUGGCCAACUUGCAGGACAUCAUUGCCCAGCUCGAGUGCCAGCUGAGGGAGACCAAGUCUGAGAUGGCUAAAUACAUGCAGGACUACCAGGAACUUCUCAACAUCAAACUGAAACUAGACGCAGAGAUCGCCACCUACAGGAAACUGCUGGAAGGAGAGGAGCAAAGGCUGGGGAUUUCUUCAGAGAGUGCCUCAGCAAUAACAAAGGAAGAGAGAACUACUUCAGUUACACGUAAAGUGGAAACCCACACAGCCACCAAGGUGACAGCCUGAGACCCGACUGACCUGCAUAGAAGCAAACCCAUCCCUGAAAAACCUGCAGCCAACAACUGAUGAAGCCUCAAUUGAUUUCGUCAUUACUCCCUAGAUGCAGAUGAUGUGCACAUUUUUUGUUAAAAUGUGAUGUCCUGUAUGAAAACCUAUACUCUUGAUAUGAAUGUUUACAUGCAUAUACCACACACUAGAGUGUUACCUCUUAAUAAAGCUUGACUUGAAUGCA
This is a messenger RNA of Acipenser ruthenus (sterlet), 1628 nucleotides long. Its product is annotated as desmin-like. The transcript is spliced from 3 exons. Gene Ontology annotation, molecular function: structural constituent of cytoskeleton. Gene Ontology annotation, cellular component: axon; cytoplasm; plasma membrane. The coding region runs from base 149 to 1402 and encodes 417 amino acids. Lineage: Eukaryota; Metazoa; Chordata; Actinopteri; Acipenseriformes; Acipenseridae. The record is from RefSeq and is a predicted model, not a curated record. Gene Ontology annotation, biological process: intermediate filament organization.